GAUAAACAGCGGUCAGUGCCGCUCCGAACCGCGAAGCAGACACUGCUGGGGUAGUUGCAGCAGUAGCAGCAGCAGCAGCAACAAUAACAACAGCAACAGUGCCACACGCAGUCCACUAUGAAUGGCGCCCCUUUGCUGGUCCUACUGCUGGCGGUGGGAGGUUCUGAGGGAGCCAAGAUCUUAGCCGCUUCACCCUUUCCUGCCAUUAGCCACGUGUUGCCCAUGAGGCAGAUAGUCCUGGAACUCGUUAAGAGGGGACACGACGUCACGUUCAUCUCAACAGAUCCGAUGGAAAAGUCAAUAAAAAAUUUGACUGAGGUCGACAUAUCUCCUGCGUACAAAUUCCUUAGGAAGUCUGUCAACUGGAUGGAGGUGGUCAUGCACGAGUGGAACCCUAUGGAGAUGGUGUCACGGAUGGCCGGUAUGUCACCUGCUCUCUGUGAAGAGGGGCUUAAAAGUCCAGAGAUGAUGAGCUUCAUAAAGUCGCCGUCGAAGUUCGACCUGUACAUCAUGGAGAGAGCGCUGGUGCCAUGCUUCUACGGCGUGGCUCACGCAGUGGGUUCCCCACCAGUGGUGGGGCUCGUGACCCUCGGAGCGUACCCUUACACCCACUGGACACAUGGCAACCCGGACAACCCAGCCUAUUCGCCCUGGUGGGUCCAUGCUUACCCGGACCACUUGUCGUUUUGGCAGAGGCUCUACAGCUCCUACGUGUGGCUCUACUUCAAUUACCUGUGGUUCAAUGUUGUGCUGCCGAAACACGACGUUAUAUUGAAGAAUUACUUUGGUUCUGAAGUCCCAUCGAUCUUCGAACUUGAGAGAAAUUUCAGUCUGAUGCUCAUCACCAACCAUUUCACCGAAAGCUACCCCAGACCUAAUCUACCCAAUUUCGUGGAAGUCACUGGACUACACAUCCAGCCAGAUAUUAAAUCUCUUCCCAAGGACAUCCAGGACUGGCUGGACGGGGCUACUGAGGGUGUGAUCUACUUCAGCCUGGGCACCAACGUGCUGGGAAGCACAAUGCCGUCCGACAAGCGACGGGCUUUUCUCGACGCCUUCUCCCAGUUGCCGCAGAGAGUGCUCUGGAAAUGGGAGAAAGACGAUGCGACAGACCUGCCACCUAAUGUGAAACUGUCCAAGUGGAUUCCACAACAAUCCGUAUUAGCACAUCCUAACGUCAAAGUCUUCAUCACGCAAGGUGGCCUGCAGAGUUUCAAUGAAGCCACUUACUAUGGUGUUCCUCUAAUUGGAAUUCCGUUCAUGGGAGACCAGCACUACAAUGUCGAAAAAUUCGUAGCUGCUGAGAUUGGCUACAGAUUGCAGUUCCGGCACGUCACGAAGGAUACCGUUUUAGAAGCUAUACGAACAGUUCUUGGGAAUCCAAGGUAUCGGGAAAACAUGAAGAAGUUAUCAUCAGUGUACCGUGAGCACCAGGCACAGUCGCUGCCACAAGCCAUCUGGUGGAUAGAAUACAUACUACGGCACCAGGGAGCUCCACAUUUGCGGAGCGCUGCUAUGGAUCUCAGCUGGUACCAGCUGCUACUGCUAGAUGUCAUCGCCUUCAUGCUGGUUGUGGCAACAAUUGCUGCUAUUGCGCUGUGCUCACUGACGAGAUAUCUGAUGUCUGUCAUAUGUAAGACCAAAAAACAAAAGACUCAAUGAUGAAUAACGUUUCACUAGCGUCAAAGGAGUAAAGGCCUUAGUGCAAGUGACAGCCACUGGAUACAUAAAAAACGAUAUGUUAUGGCUUGUUACAAGCAAGCUAUGGUUUGAUAACCACCAUUGUUUGUAAUUUUAGUCGUUUUUGUGUAUGUGUGAUAGUUGUAUGCGUCCACAUGCAAGAAAAUUAUGCAAGGUGAUGUGAGGGGGAUUGUACAGGUAAUUGUAGAUUGUCUCAUCUAUACCGAGACAUUGCACUGGCAAUCAAAUGACACAUUUUCGUCUUUGAUGUGUGCUGAUCAAAUAAAUUAUAUUUAUUUUUAU
Messenger RNA from Schistocerca nitens (vagrant locust), 1983 nucleotides. RefSeq names its product UDP-glucosyltransferase 2-like. The record is from RefSeq and is a predicted model, not a curated record. Bases 118 to 1662 code for a protein of 514 amino acids. The transcript is spliced from 7 exons. NCBI's taxonomy places the organism in Eukaryota, Metazoa, Arthropoda, Insecta, Orthoptera, Acrididae. Gene Ontology annotation, molecular function: UDP-glycosyltransferase activity.